Messenger RNA from Galleria mellonella (greater wax moth), 5550 nucleotides. RefSeq names its product nucleoside diphosphate phosphatase ENTPD5 (gene NTPase). The transcript has 11 exons. Gene Ontology annotation, molecular function: GDP phosphatase activity; UDP phosphatase activity. The coding region runs from base 177 to 1562 and encodes 461 amino acids. The record is from RefSeq and is a predicted model, not a curated record. Gene Ontology annotation, cellular component: membrane. Gene Ontology annotation, biological process: nucleoside diphosphate catabolic process. Lineage: Eukaryota; Metazoa; Arthropoda; Insecta; Lepidoptera; Pyralidae.
AUCUCUACAACUUGACUUUAUAACGUCAUUACUCAUUCGUUCGAUCUUCAUUUUAUUACGUUUUGUUACGUUAGUUAUACGUAUAGUUUAAUCAUAUAAGUAUACUAAUUAUUUUUACAAUUUCUAUAGUUUAGUGCACUGUUAUAGAACACGAAGGAGUAAUUACGCAGUCGGAGAUGAGUUUGCGACAAAGAAAGUUAAGAGAUGAUACCUCAGCCUCACAUAUCAACGUAAGAUCUAGAACACUAAAGCAACCUCGUCGUUUGAAGAAAGUAUUCAUUCUUCUUAUAGUUUUAGCACUUUUUGUGACAUACUUUUUAGGAUUAUUCGCUGGCCAAACACAAUGGUUGGACGGCAUCGCCAAAAGUUUAGGCUACGAGAGCGUACAUCACUACGCGGUGAUCAUCGACGCCGGCUCCUCCGGCUCCAGGGUGCUGGCGUAUAGGUUCAGGGUGCCAUUCACAGUGUUUGGACAAGCGAAUCUGGACCUAGUAGAUGAGUAUUUCGAGCAAUCAAAGCCCGGAUUGUCGUCGUUUGCCGAUGAACCGGAAAAGGGCGCGGACACAAUAGUUCAACUUAUAAAAAAAGCAGAGUUCCUCAUACCUGCAGAGAAGAGGAAGUCGACACCGCUCAUAGUCCGCGCGACGGCCGGUCUCCGGCUGCUGCCCAAGGACAAAGCGCAGCAGUUGCUUGUACACGUGUCCAAAGCUAUAGCGCCAUUGGGAUAUGAUGUGGGACCGAACAGUGUCGAAAUAAUGGACGGCUCAGACGAGGGCAUCUUUAUUUGGUACACGUUGAACUUAUUGCACAACCUAAUGGACGGCGAGACGAUGGCAGCACUGGACCUCGGUGGCGGGUCGACGCAGAUCACGUACCAGCUGAACGACAGAGACGUCAAACAGUACCCUGCCGGCGACCGGUACCUCGUGCCCGCAGGGAACAAUAACAUCACCCUGUAUACACACAGCUAUCUGAACUUGGGCCUGUUGGCAGCGCGCUACGGCAUUUUCCGCAUGGAGGCUGGAGACAACAAUACCAAUGAGUUCACGUCUGUCUGUGUCGACCCUAUCGUGCAGCGCGAGCCGUGGACGUACGCAAAUAAACAGUACAUCAUCAGCGGUGCGGCUCGGCCAGCCGGCAUGAAGCGCGAGGCGGUGGUGGCCCGCUGCCACGCAGCGGUGGCCCGAUACGUGGCCCGCACGCUCGACUGGGAGCCGUCGCAGCCGCCGCGCGGCAACGUCGCCGCCAUGUCCUACUUCUACGACGUCGCAGCGGACGCCGGCAUCAUCGACGUGAUGGUGGGCGGCACGGUGCCGGUGGGCGCGUUCCGCGCGGCGGCGCUGCGCGCGUGCGCGGCGUCCAACGUGGAGCAGCCGUGGGCGUGCACCGACCUGGUGUACGUGCUGGCGCUGCUGCACGACGCCUACAAGAUCCGCGACCACCAGCCCGUCUCGUUAUUCAAGAAGGUGAAUGGUCACGAGGUGUCGUGGGCGCUGGGGCUCGCUUACACCACCGUCAUGAACCGCAUCGCGGCGGAGGCGGCUGCGGCCGCCGCUGCGUAGUGAAUUAGACUCUAUUUUGUACUAGAUAAGACACAUUCUAAAUUCGGGCAACUAUUACCUCUGCGGUGUACAUGUGAUAUAAGGUAUGGUUUUUUUCUUUCAUAUGUUACUUACUGUAGCUUCCAGUAGGACGGCAUUAGCUCGUGUUUACAACUUGGUUUUUUAUUCUGUGACAUUUUAUAUUACAAUACAAAGAGUAUGCGAUGAAGGCUUUGAUUGGACACAAUUUAUUUGAAAAUACAUUUUGAAAUGCAAUUUUUUUAGAAAGUUUUGCAUGUCGUAAAUACAUACACUUUUAUUCAUAAAAACUAAAACCUUUUACAAGCAUAUUUUAACUAUUACACUGUUUUGUCACUUUCUUGCAAAUUGACAAUUUAGCAUAAAAGAAAGAGACAGAACUGUUGAAUAGCUAAAAUGGGUUUAUGAUGUUUUUAUGAAUAAAGGCGUUAGAUUAUAUACUCGUAGAUUGUUUGAAGUUACAACGGAUUUAAUUCUAAUUGAAGAAAUAUAGAGAACUCUCAAUAACAGGCAAUUAUUAAUUUAUUCAUCAUAGAAAUAUUGUUAAUAUAAGAUAUUAAUAAGCACACGUCCUUUCAUUUCUGCACAUUUGUGUAUAUGUAUUAGGUAAUAUCUUUGUUAUAUUAGAUGUAUGUGCAAAUUUAAUAUUGGGCGAGUAUUUUUUAUUUUUUUUUUUUAAUAAAAUAAACAUCCUAAUUGCCAAAAUUAGUAAACCUGUAAUGUGUGAAGAGCUUGAUUCCUCUUUUGUAUUUUUAGAAUAUAAAUGCCUAUACAUAUAUUUGUAUUGUUUUUUGUUUACUAUAAAUGAUUGUGAUAAAAUAAAGGAUUAGGUUAUUAAAUGGAACGUUUGGGUAAAUCCAGUGAGUGAAAUAAAAUUCGCAAUAAUUAAUUUAUUUGUAUAAUUCAAUUGAUGCUUGGAUAUUGUUGGUGCUUGGUGCAAAUUGGAAUUCAUCCUUAUAAGCGAGAAAGUUUAUAUAUAUAUAUGUAUAUGUAGAUACAUAUGUAUACAUAUGUAUUGAUUUAAUAUUGUCUUGAUACAUUCAAACCGGUCGGAUCACAAAAUAUAGUUUAAUAAAUAUAUUUGGAACCAUUUCUGUGUUUUCUCGCUUAAAAAGAUGAUUUUAAAUAAAUUAUUUUUUAAUUAAUUAAUAUAUACAUAUAAUCGUGAAUAUUCUCUUUUAUUUGUUUUUUUCUUAUUUUGUAACGUGCGUGUAAAACUACAAAGUUUAAGGGCUGGUUUAUAUUUAACAAGAUGCAACACAAGUCUUCCUUGUGUUUUGUUUACAAGCAUACGCCCCCUAAGAGUUUGCCUACGCGAAUCAGCAAGGGGACAAGUUUCUUUGUUAAUUAAUUUUCUAUAUUAUGACAGAGUUGGUACUAAAAAAUUCUGUGAUGCGCUUCGUUAGGUGUGUACCGGUCUUUAUAUAAAUCUAUACAAGAAGGUGAUAGUAAAAUCAUUAGCAUGUUUUAAGACAAAACAAAUCUUCAAAGACUCUUUAUUAUUCUUUGUUUUAUUUUUUAUUCUUUGAAACUAACUUAAGAAAUCCACAACAAACAAGCUUCCCAAAGGCUAACUGUAAGAGAUCCCUUUAUGGGAUAAGUUCGUCUCUAUCCGUAUAUUAAAUUUUUUUUUUUUAUUUUACUUACUUUCAUCUUGUUUUGUCAUCGUAUCAAAUAAAGAAAAAUUAACAGUUUUAUUCAUCUUUUUUUACCAAUUAAUGAUCAUAAAUUGAUCAUUAUGGCGACUGUGAUGUGAUUGACAAAAAAACUGUAAUUGUUUAUACCAUUAGGAUAUGAAAUGUGUCUCGUUAGUUUGGGUUUUUUUUUAAUGCGUGAAAAUGGAAUGGCAACUCCGCCUGCGCUACUAUCAAGUACUAACAACAAAGCUACUAACUAUCCUUUUCCCCCUGUAAGUUUGCGUUAGUAGGAUCAACAUUGUUUCAUCGUAUUUCGACUAGUAAAUCUUUGAUAUAUAUAUUGAGUUUUUCUAGUACAAGCGAAGCAGUUGUGUUUGCAUGGCUGUGUUUCGGUUUGAAGGGUGGGAUAUGGCGUGAAUUUAUUGGGUACGGAGGAAUAACACCUGAUUACUCUGAAGAAUGGCAACGCAUGGGGGGUAUCAUGGGCGAAACAGUAUACUCUGUUAUGUCCAUGGUACUGCUCGUGUCUAUAGGCGACGGUUACCACUUUCCAUCAGGUGGGCCGUCAGCUUGUUUGUCAUUCUAAGUUGUAUAAAAAAAAAACUGUCUUAAAAGGAUGCUAAUGAUUUUGGUUUCACGCUUUUAUUAUAAAAUAAUAUCAUAAUUCAUUCGUCGUUGUGAAAUGAGUUGUUAAGUUGAUUUAGUUCAAGGAACAAUAAAAAUAUUUAACCAUGAUAUUUGCUAGAUAAUUUUCACGUGGGCGAUAUUUGUAAUUUUGUUUAUAAAUCUAUAAUGUUAUUAGAAUGGGGUUUGUUGUAUCGUAUCGCCAUCUGGUGGCGUAAUCAUCAAACAAUUGCUUCACGUCUUACAGAUUUUAUUUCCUAAUAGAAAGUAAUAUAACUUCACAAUUUAUAUUAUUUUUAAGUAUAAAAUGUGUUAAAUUUUUCUAUAUAAAUUGAGAAUGAUAAUUUUGAUGUAAUUUUAAUUCGUGUUAUAUUAAAUUUAUACAAUAUAAUCAAUAAUAUGCAAUAAUAUUAUUAGUCGAAUAUGUAUAUAUUUAUGACUGUCAUUAUAUACUAUCACUGUUUUAAUCAUUGGUUGAAAACAUGCACCUUUUAUUCAUAAAAAUGUUAAACCGCUAAAGGUACUUUAACUGUUAUCGUCACUCUCUCCUCUCUCAAAUAAAGUAUUACCCUCGAAAGAAAGAGACGGAGCAUUUAAAGCACUAUUCGCACUCAUCCGUAUCGACAUAUGACGUUUAGCUUACGUUCUUCAUAUUCUCACAUGAAUUUUUAGCCCAGAAUAUUUUCAGGGACGGCAGAGCAAAUGAUUGUGUACAUAAAGAAGAGAAACCUUUUACACAAUUACUGUUACUUAGAAUUUUAUUAUAUAUUUUACCAUAAUCUUAUAUUUGCAAAACACGAAUUGAAUUUUGUGCUCCCGUUUGCAUCUUGUGAUUAUAAACAGUUGUGAUACAUCAACUGUCUCUAAAACAAUCUCUAAACGACUAUGCAGAGUGGGGUUUUUCCAUCAUGCCGCAUAAUAAUAUUAAUUAACACUGAUGAGAUAGCAUGGCAUAGACUGACCGGUACGCCACUGAGCAUCAAAUGUCGAACACUGACGAGUGUGCAUAGGCCUUAAUAUCUGAAAUAGAUCUCUUAGUAAAUAUACUUAAAAUUGAUCUAAAACAAGAAUAUAUUUUAUAACUUUGUUUAGAUAAAAGUCCUAAUAAAAAUGGUGUUAUUUCUUAACAAGGUUUUUGAAAUUUUCAUGUUUUUAGAUCGAUAUUUCACUAAAACUCAUUUGGUCAUGACAACAGACGGUCGAUAUUUUUAGGAAUAAAAGGAUUAAUAUAUUAUUUUUAAAAUUUAUGUUCAUUUUUAAUACGAUGUCUAUAUACGUAUAUAACGGGAAAUUUACGAAGUCACCGUGUUUACCGUUUUCGACAAUUGUGUUUCGACUUUAUCCGGAAAUCUUCUUCAGUGGGCGAAUUUCCGGAAUAAGUCGAAACAAUUGUCGGAAACGGAAAAUACGUUGAAUUCGUAAAUUUUUUAUUAUAUAUGUAUAUAGAUAUAGGAUUAAUAUAAUUUGUGAAAAUAAUGGUUGUACUAACCUGAACAAUGUAUAGUUUUGUACAGUGUUUAUACCUCCCUAUGUAAGCACGCAUACAAAUGCUAUCGGAUAUUUUUAUGGGUGUAUCUUACCAUUUUGGAUGGAAUGUAUGUAUAUGUUUUAUAUUGCUUAUGUACUUAGGUAUUCGGAUGUACCUAGUAAUGUGGUGAAGUUGGUGUUAUGUGUACAUUGUACAAAUUUAAUAAAUGUUGGUUCUAAAA